Benincasa hispida (wax gourd) is the source of this 1102-nucleotide messenger RNA. RefSeq names its product GTP-binding nuclear protein Ran-3. Lineage: Eukaryota; Viridiplantae; Streptophyta; Magnoliopsida; Cucurbitales; Cucurbitaceae. Gene Ontology annotation, cellular component: cytoplasm; nucleus. Gene Ontology annotation, biological process: protein import into nucleus; ribosomal subunit export from nucleus. Gene Ontology annotation, molecular function: GTP binding; GTPase activity. The record is from RefSeq and is a predicted model, not a curated record.
AAAGAUAGCGUCAGUUGAAAGCCAGUAGAGCUCAGCCUAUAAACCCUCGUUCUCAACUCUCAAACCAUUUUUAACCUAAAUCGCCGAUUUCUUCUUCUUGCUUCGCAUUUCCAAUUCGACGCAUUCCAAUGGCUUUACCAGACCAGAAAACUGUUGAUUAUCCGAGUUUCAAGCUUGUGAUUGUUGGUGAUGGCGGCACUGGAAAAACAACUUUUGUGAAAAGACAUCUCACAGGGGAGUUUGAAAAGAAAUACGAACCAACAAUUGGCGUGGAAGUGCACCCUUUGGACUUCUUCACAAACUGUGGAAAAAUUAGAUUUUACUGCUGGGACACUGCUGGGCAGGAGAAGUUCGGUGGUUUACGGGAUGGCUACUACAUCCAUGGGCAAUGCGCUAUCAUCAUGUUUGAUGUUACUGCCAGAUUGACAUACAAAAAUGUUCCUACAUGGCAUCGUGAUCUUUGCAGGGUGUGUGAGAAUAUCCCAAUUGUUCUAUGUGGAAACAAGGUCGAUGUGAAAAACAGGCAGGUUAAGGCCAAGCAAGUCACAUUCCACAGGAAGAAGAACCUACAGUACUAUGAAAUAUCUGCCAAGAGUAACUACAACUUUGAAAAACCAUUCCUGUACUUGGCCAGGAAGUUAGCUGGGGAUGCCAACAUUCAUUUUGUGGAGUCUCCUGCCCUUGCUCCUCCAGAAGUACACAUUGACUUGGCUGCCCAGCAACAGCAUGAAGCUGAGUUGGCAGCAGCUGCCAGUCAACCUCUGCCAGAUGACGACGACGAUGCAUUUGAGUAGAGACGUGGUUUGAACACCUGGUGAUUUUCUUUAUCAGAUAUCUUUAUUUUCUCCUUUUCCUCCGAGUGAUCUUGUUGCUAGGAUUGUGACAGGAGGGAAUAGGUGGGCUGGAUUUGGAUGUGGGUAUUGGUAGAGAUUUGAAUUUUGAAAACGUCAAAGUUUUCCCGGAACAAACAGAAUUUGGGUGUCAAUGAUUGGUUUUUUUGAGUGAGUUGUGUAUUGAUUAAUGUAACUGUGUGGAUUAGAUGAUACUAUUUGAGAUGAGUUGAUUCUCCUUUCUUCAACCUUUCUUGGGAUUUCUUCUGUUC